Nomia melanderi (Alkali bee) is the source of this 5681-nucleotide messenger RNA. RefSeq names its product ubiquitin-protein ligase E3B. Lineage: Eukaryota; Metazoa; Arthropoda; Insecta; Hymenoptera; Halictidae. Gene Ontology annotation, molecular function: protein binding; ubiquitin protein ligase activity. The record is from RefSeq and is a predicted model, not a curated record. Gene Ontology annotation, biological process: ubiquitin-dependent protein catabolic process; protein polyubiquitination.
AAGUCUGUGGUCUGUGUCUGAGGUUUAAUUUUCUUGCUCGAUCUCAUGGCGCCACUAGUCACGUGCUUUUUAACCUAACCUAAUAUCCUUUGUCCUCAAUAUUCAGCCCUGAAUCAAAUUAAUAACAAUGGCCGUCGCAGUUGAUUGUCAUUCGGUGCUAUACAUGGAUUAUGUGACAGUGAGAAACGUGUGGUUAGUGGCAAUCGCUACCGUUCGGUCGGUGUGAUUAUCUCGCGAAGAAAAUCAACGUGACGUAUACGUUGUUGCGAAGGAUGUUUUUCUAGUGAGUGGUUGUAUCGCAGUGUCAACUAGUAACCACGGAUGACCAGCUGACAAUGUUUUGGCAUUAGCAUAAUUUGGUGCUUGGUGGGCGCUCGCGGUAUCUCCAGAAUGUUUAAAGCUGAGGAGUCGUCCAAGGACAGUUUCCUUCAGCAAACGAAGGCCGCCAGGGAGGAAAGAGCCCAUGAAAAAGAUAGAGAAGUUGCUGUCACCUUAAUACAAGCUUAUGUUAGGGGUUGGUUGACCCGUAAAAGAAUAUUGGAAGACUUUGAUACAAAUUUUCUCAAUGAUGGUGGUACGGAAAGUGGUUUAGAGUUGAAACCUGCUUUGCACAUGUACAAGAUUACUACUAAAUUUUUGUAUGUAUAUAAGAAAGAAAGGGAUCAAGGAAGAAUAGAGAAAUUAUGUAGAUAUUUAGUAUCGACUCUUGAUUCAGAGUCUCCAGAGACUUCGUACAUAGGACUUGUAUUAAAUAAAGACCGCUACAUAUCAUGGAUAUUACAAAUGAAAAAAUUAUUACUUCAUUGUCUGAAUGGUUUAGAUAAUCUUAAACCAGAAAGAGUAUCUGAUCACAAAUCCAUCCAUUUGAGAUUACAUACAUUAGUUAGUUUUACUUCCCCAGGAACAUGGGCAAUUCAAAAAGUAGAAGGAAUGGAAAUAUUAAGAGCUGGAAUGAAUCAGCUUUGUGCAAAUAUAAUGGGUCACCUAGUCAACAAUGGGUUUUAUCCUACAAUGCAGGCUUUCUUAAUGAAGGGAUUGGGUAGAGUAGAAAUUGCUUUAAAACCAAUUGCACUUUCAGCAGCAGUUACAUUGGCAUUAAGGCCAUUAAUUUCCUCCCAAAUGUCAGACAAGUUGGUAUCACUGUUUUUAAUUAACAUUUUUAGUGUCCCUGCAUUGGUGUAUCAUCUGAGCAAUAUGUCAUCAGUGUGUAUUUCAUCAUUUAUCACUUCCAAUUUGUUUGCUCGAAGUCUGGGAUUAUUAAAUUCUGAGCAAAAUUUAAAAAUAGUUUUUAAUGCAUUGGAAGGUAGCUAUGCAUUAUGUUUACUGGCUAAUUUAAUACAUUUGGCUAAUAUUGAAAGAGAGGAGGUGUUGAGAGAAUUAUAUUUUCCUUCCCUAACGUAUGUUGUAACAAAAAUGUUGGAAGCAUGUCAACAGUAUGUAGUUGCAAAGCAGAGUAACUUAACUCAUUGGCACCCAAUUCUUGGGUGGUUAGCACAAAAGGUUGAUACAACUUUACAAGAACCUAUUCCAUAUGUAAAAUCACAGUUAGCAUGCCUGUGGACAGGAAGAAUAGUUACACAAUUAAUUGGUCAACCAUUGACAGAACUCAUUGAAAAAGAGAUACCUCCAUCUGUAGACCAACAAAGUACAUCUGUUGGUACUAACAUUUUUAGAAGAGCAUUUUUGGAAGCACGUACAAAUAGGAAUAAUAAUACUAAAAAUUAUAGAAAAUUGGGGAGUCCAGAGACUACUAGGAUAGCUUUAAUAUGUUCCCUAUACCAAAUCGCGUUACAUACGCUUACACAGAUGAAAAUGGAAAUUUUAACUGGCUUAUGCUAUCAGGAUAAAAUUUUAUAUCACAUGUAUUUAUUCCUGGGAACAUUGGGUCCACACUGUGGUUUAAAAGCAUUUUUAGACCAUUUAGCUGCUAAUACAAAAUGCACAGCACCUGAAUUUCAAAUGUUGAUACUACUGUCUGAUUGUAUGACACAUUACGUCACAAUCUUAGAUGACAUGGAAAUGUAUGAGCAACAAGAUCCGUUCAAGCUUUCCGACUUUGUAACAAUAUCAUAUUUUUUAAAUCAGUUUUUGUACAAAGCUGUUUUGAAUAACUUGUUUGAUGUUCCAGACGUGAAAGCGGUUCCUAAUAAUCCUUUGUUUACCUCUCUUCACACACUGUUAAUGGCAAUUUAUCGGCGAGAUUGUAGGCGGACGUUUUGCCCAGAUGGACACUGGUUGGCAAAGGAAGUUCGCGUGUCAGGUUUCCUAGCAGACUUGGAAAAAGGUAGACGCGGUGCUGCUCUUCUUCUUUCCAAGAUGCCUCAUGUUAUUCCGCAUUCAGAACGUGUAGUACUAUUCCGCAAGCAAGUAGCUAACGAGAAAGACGUAUUGGGUAUGACCGAGAGUGCCUGCAACAGUACACCAACGACGCUAAUCGUUGUUCACAGAACACGUAUAGUAGAAGACGGAUAUCGUCAGCUUGCAAUGCUACCUUCUCAGGCAUUGAAAGGUGUGAUCAGGGUUCGUUUUGUAAAUGAGCAGGGUUUAGCCGAAGCCGGCAUUGACCAAGACGGAGUGUUUAAAGAAUUUCUGGAAGAAACGAUAAAGAAAGUUUUCGAUCCGUCUUUGAAUUUGUUCAAAGCCACGACUGAAAAUCGACUUUAUCCGUCUCCCACAUCCUCUAUGCAAGAUAAUCACUUGCAGCUGUUCGAAUUUGUUGGACGUAUGUUGGGUAAAGCUGUAUAUGAAGGUAUUGUUGUAGAUGUACCUUUCGCUUCCUUCUUUGUUUCCCAAUUUUCUGGCCAAACCGGGGGGGCAUUGUAUAGCUGGUUGGACGAAUUAGCUUCGUUAGACAGAGACUUGUAUCGUAGUCUCACUCUAGUGAAACAUUACAAGGGUGAUGUUAGACAGUUAGAAUUGACUUUCUCUCUUGAUGAAGACGUUCUAGGCAAACUAGUUACACACGAAUUAAUUCCUGGAGGACGAGCGGUGCCGGUCACCAACGAGAAUAAAAUUAAUUAUAUACACUUAAUGGCUCAUUUCAGAAUGCAUAUGCAAAUAAAGGAUCAAACGGCUGCUUUCAUUAAAGGGUUCCGUUCUAUAAUUAACCCUGAAUGGUUGGCGUUGUUUUCGACUCCAGAACUGCAGCGAUUAAUUUCGGGCGAUAAUGUUCCGUUAGAUUUACGGGAUCUGCGUAAGCAUACGAAAUAUUACGGCGGUUUCCAUGACAGCCAUCGCGUAGUGUGUUGGUUAUGGGACAUUUUAGAAAAAGAUUUCUCCGAAGAAGAAAGGGGCUUAUUCUUGAAGUUCGUUACUAGCUGCUCAAAGUCACCUUUAUUGGGUUUCGCUCAUUUAGAGCCACCUUUUACUAUCCGCUGUGUAGAAGUUGGCGACGAUGAAGAUACGGGUGAUACGAUAGGUAGCGUGAUCAGAGGAUUCUUCACAAUUCGCAAGAAGGAUCCGCAGAAUCGUUUGCCUACGUCCUCUACGUGUUUUAAUUUACUUAAAUUACCCAAUUACCAAAAGAAGAGCACGCUAAGGGAGAAGUUGCGUUACGCAGUUACUAGUAACACUGGCUUCGAGCUGUCUUAAUCUAGUACUGACUUGAGAUCGCAGUGAUGUUGUCGCUCAAUAAUACCUAAUGAAAAUUUAUACAAAGUGAUUGAAUAGUGUCUAGCGAUUAAAAAAAGAAACUGAACUAAAAAUGGUAGCCGAUGUAUGUUGUCUGUACAAAGUUGAAUGAAGAAUGAAAACUGUUGUGCAUCAAGCCGAGGGUUCGCACAAAUUUUAUGAAACACUGUUCGUACGAAGUGGAAAAAACAUUCUCUUCUGUUACCUUCGUAAGAGAUUAUUGAUAUUCUUAUAAUUCUAUUUACCUCCGCUUCAAUCCAGGAACGAAAGAAAAAUGACGAACUACUUUUCAAUAUUCUUUGAAGUUUCCAUGAGAUUUCAGUGUAUAAUAAUUACGGGUGUGUGUACAUGUGAUUUAUGUACGCUUACGCAACACCUUGUUUUAACGCCGAUUACGUCUUUCAUCUUUAAUUCUAUACAAUCUAUCGCCAAAUGACUAGAUUACUUAUGGUGUAAAGCACACUGUACCUCAUGAGCUUAAUAUUGCUAAUACCUGUGCGCUUGUUAGUACAUAAAUACCAUGAAUUAAUGUUAGUGAAUUAAUAAAACAGUAACAAACACGCGAGGUAAACGUUAAAUGUCCGUGCCCGUCGGUGCCCAGUGAAAACUGAAACAGAAGGGUUUCGAAUAUUUCUAAAACUUUAUAAAUUUACAAGAACGAUCGUAGCUCCGAUCGCGAAAGGAUCGUUACAGUAACAUUUUGUACAAACAUUUUCAAGCUGAACGCACGCGGAAUCACGUGGAUUCCUACGGAAAUCGACAACAUCGGGAUCACGGGCACCGAUGAGCUUGAAGUCCCUCAUCGUGUACAUCUUUUAGCAUCAGAUUUAGUCGGGUCGAGAAAGUUUGUGAUGUUUGUCCUCCUGCCCGAUCGUCUCGGGCAGGACCUCUUGUAACUAUACUUCGUCUGCGGUCUUUGUACGUGUCUGAUGAACGCGAAUAGAAAUUAAAGAGGAAAAAAAAAACAGAGAACAAAAAGAAUGGGAGCACGAGGACUGUGUUAUCUGCAAUAUAGCGAGGAGUUAAACGGAUACUAGAGCGAAAUUUAUUUUUCUCUCGCGGAUCACGCGUUCUUUCGGCGAACGAGUGUUAGAACCAUUGUCGACGGGAAUUCGGUCAGACCAAAGAUAGAAGCCUAUGCGUAGCGCGCGAGGAGAUGAUUUCGAGAUGCAUAAAACACUUUCAUAUUUUCCUACACGAUCGUACUGUAAGUUCUUCAGGCCUGUAUUCACAGAUUGUACCUACGUCGCCUAGGAGUAAGUAACGAGACACAGGCGUUUCUAGAACGAUAAUUAUAGAGAUCAUAAGAAUGAAUUAGAUUUUAAACGUGUACUAAACUAGCUCGUUAAACGUGCUCAAUGUGAUCGCUAGAAUGAAAGAAUGAAAUGAAGAAGAAGAAAAAAAACGAAAAGAAAUUAUUUUCAAUUAUGUAUAGGGGCGGGGGAGAAGGAAAAAAAGAAAUGAAGGAAAAUACCGAACACAAUAAUUUUGGCCUUUGUUACAUUCGAACAGAAUUUUAUCGGGUUUUGCUACUCUCGUAUUGUUAAUUGUGAAUACAUGCCUCGCAAAUAUGUGUACAAUUGAACAGAGAAACAACAAACAGAUAAUACUCUCCUUUAUGGGUAUACUUAUCACCGAAACGAUACAUGUGUAUGAUAAAUGUGGAUAUCGAUGCAGACACGGAUGUACGCAAUAAAAUGUUCGAAUAACAAUGUUGCGAUUGUAAGAUAAGACCGUCGCGUUGGUUCGAGAGACCAGCGCGCAGAGGACGACCGGACUACCGUACGCGUCUUCUCCGAGCCGUCCUAUGCAUUUAACACGAGCGUCGCGACAAAGGAGACUCGUACGGCAAUCGUUCCGGCGCGCUCCAAUUUUUUCUUACAAUCGUACCGACAGGCAGAAACUGUGCUUUGUAAAUCGCUGGUUUGAAACUGUUCGUACUUGCGUAGCAUUUUUUAUGAAUGUAAGUUGUCGCGUCGCGGCGAAGUAACGAGAAUGAUUUUUUAAUUUAAUACGUUCCGACAGUGAUUCACAACAAUCCUGUAAAUAUA